CGCUUUUGAACUGAGGCACUUAAAUAAGCGAAGCGAUCGAUCCGAUAACUUAGCUUUAUGCUUCCUUCUGUGAUGUCCUCCGAGCUAUCCUUGACGUUCUCUAUCUCUGAACUCCUUCGCUUCUGCGUAUCUUUCGGGUCUGCUUAUGAACCAUCCAGCCUUCGACUGGAGCCAGCACCGAUUGACCUCAGCUACCUCGCUUCCCCUGAGCUCGAUGCCUUGCCCCUAGCAAUCAAGAUAGAGACCUUGAUGGUCGACGGACAGCGAAGGCUUCGCGCCCGUGCGGUGCAGAAGGAAGAGGCUAUCCCGUGCAAGAGAUCUUUGCCUGCCCCUAUGCCUCCUCAAUAUACUCAACCUUCAACGUCCUUCCUUGACGCUUGGGCCACUCCUUCAACAUCGAAUUCGACCACGUACACCCCACCGCAGCCUCAGCUCGAUGACCUGAGAUUCCAGAUCGCUCCCCAGCAGACAGAUAUAUUCUCAUGUCCUGAGAUGUUCUUUGACGUCGCUGACAUGUUUUCUGAACCCCCGGCCCCGUAUCUGUCUGGAAUAACGACUGCGCACGAUUAUGCAUCCGACCCACCUGAAGCUCACUGUGAUCCCCUGACUGACGCUUUGAAACUGCCUGAUUAUUCCAAUGGUCGCACUACCAUCUUUGCCGAGAGUCCAUCACGCUGACGUCAUGCCGUAGAAUCCUCGGAUCAUGGACUAGUUGUUCACAUUCCAGAACACGACCCAUCGGCGGACUGUACCUCACCUCCCGGCUCUGAGCUCGAGUCGUCCGCAUCCAGUUCAACCAGCUGUUACAAUGGCGAAUCGGCGGAAACUCACAAUGAAAUAUCUCAACCAGCGGGGCCCAAACGUCGGCCACUCCGUUUUCCCUGUCUGCACGACGGAUGUCCUCGCAAGUUCUCAAGCGAGGUGCGCCGCCCUAUCGUCUCCGUCUAACACAUGAUAUAUCUCAUGAUUUCAUUUAACAUUUCAGUACACCCUCAAUCUCCACAUGACGACGCACCAAUACAGGAACAAGCCCAAAAUUCGUCAUCCAUGCGAAAUGGGCUGCGCCGAGACCUUUUCACGCCAGCAUGACCGCCUUCGACAUGAGGUUGCUAAGCACGGCAGGAUGUGUCAAUGGUCCUGCAGCCGCUGUAGACGCGUUUUCUCGAGGCAGUCCACUCGAGACAAACACCGUUGCUCCGAUGUUGCUAGUCGCGUUGUUGAGCAGACGUAAUAGAACAUCAUUGUUAUCCGAUGUUCGGCUUUGCAUAGCGUUGUCCGCUUCGACGUCCGAAAGUUACGGCGAGGGAGAACUGUAAGGACCAGUCGCGGGUGCAGUGCUAUGUCAAUUGAAUAGCAGU
Coniophora puteana RWD-64-598 SS2 is the source of this 1358-nucleotide messenger RNA. RefSeq lists its product as uncharacterized. NCBI's taxonomy places the organism in Eukaryota, Fungi, Basidiomycota, Agaricomycetes, Boletales, Coniophoraceae. Bases 58 to 678 code for a protein of 206 amino acids. The record is from RefSeq and is a predicted model, not a curated record. The transcript is spliced from 3 exons.